Messenger RNA from Ananas comosus (pineapple), 978 nucleotides. RefSeq names its product SUMO-conjugating enzyme SCE1. Gene Ontology annotation, cellular component: nucleus. Gene Ontology annotation, biological process: protein sumoylation. Bases 120 to 602 code for a protein of 160 amino acids. The record is from RefSeq and is a predicted model, not a curated record. Gene Ontology annotation, molecular function: SUMO conjugating enzyme activity. The transcript is spliced from 5 exons. Lineage: Eukaryota; Viridiplantae; Streptophyta; Magnoliopsida; Poales; Bromeliaceae.
UCUCUCUCUCUCUCUCUAUAUCUCUAUCCCUAACCCUUCGCCAUUGGAGCAGCAAAAUCGAGCGACGACACUUCCCCCAAAAUCGGAGAGGGCGAAGAGGAGCAAGCGACGCAUCGGCCAUGUCGGGGGGGAUCGCGCGUGGGCGCCUCGCCGAGGAGCGCAAAGCGUGGCGCAAGAACCACCCACACGGUUUCGUGGCGAAGCCCGAGACGCUGCCCGAUGGGUCGGUGAACCUCAUGGUGUGGCACUGCACCAUCCCCGGUAAGCAAGGGACCGACUGGGAAGGUGGUUUUUUCCCUCUUACUAUUCACUUCAGCGAGGACUAUCCUAGCAAGCCUCCCAAGUGCAAGUUCCCUCAAGGUUUCUUCCAUCCAAAUGUCUACCCUUCUGGAACAGUGUGCCUUUCAAUUCUUAACGAGGAUAGUGGGUGGAGACCAGCCAUUACCGUGAAGCAGAUUCUUGUGGGAAUUCAGGACUUGCUUGAUCAACCUAAUCCUGCCGAUCCUGCUCAGACUGAUGGCUAUCAUCUUUUCAUUCAGGAUCCAGUGGAGUACAAGAAACGAGUUCGACAGCAGGCCAAGCAGUAUCCACCGCUGCUUUAGUGGGCGAAUAAGACCCCCUCUCGUGCUACAAAUUCAUGCUGUAUACCAAAUACUCUAUAAACCUCUGUUUUGUUGUGUUGGAUUGUUAGUGAAUACCCUCCUUGAGUAUGGAUGUAAAACUUGACUAGAUAUAUGUCUUAGGGCGAAGCAUGCGUGAACAUCUACUAACGCUUUGUCAUAAAGUGAUUGUUUGUGGGCUGUGUUUAUGUUCAUGUUGUCGGUCUUUGUCGGCGCCUGCGCCCAGUGUCUUUGUUGCGCGAUAACACUACUUUGUUGUGAGAUGACACUCUCCUUGUGGGGACUAGCAUUAUUUCCACAUGCUUUGUUACUGUGAAGCAGUGAACCUGAAUAUGAGAUCUCUCUUUUGGUGGUUGAA